Messenger RNA from Eimeria necatrix, 1095 nucleotides. RefSeq lists its product as hypothetical. Lineage: Eukaryota; Apicomplexa; Conoidasida; Eucoccidiorida; Eimeriidae. Gene Ontology annotation, molecular function: thiamine diphosphokinase activity; ATP binding. The transcript has a single exon. The record is from RefSeq and is a predicted model, not a curated record. The coding region runs from base 1 to 1095 and encodes 364 amino acids. Gene Ontology annotation, biological process: thiamine diphosphate biosynthetic process.
AUGCGCAUUGCCGGUCCACUUUGCUUCGCCUCCGCCUGCCGCCGUUCCCUGCUGCAGCUGCUGCAGCAGCCGCAGCGACUGCUGCUGCUGCUGCUGCUGCUGCUGCUGCUGCUCGCCCCGCCUUCCUCCCUCCUGAUUUCAGCAGCAGCACUAAACAAGGGCCGCCUGAGCCUCAGCCUCAGCUCUGCUGCUGCAGCGCCCUACAGACCCCCGUCGCCUCCGCUGCUGCUGCUGCAGCCUGCACCUGCUGCUGCUGCUGCUGCUGCUGCUGCUGCGGCUUCUUUUGGGGCUCCUUCUGACCACAGGCAGCCUCGCCGUUUGCUGCUGCUGCUGCUCUCGGGUGUCUGUACACCUCGUGCUGCAGCAGCCCCCGCCCGAAGCCCCCUUUGCGUAGGGGCCCCCCAAAUGCUGCCUGCUGCCAGGGGGGCCCCCCUAGGGUCCAGUUUUGGGGCUUUUGUUUUUCCUUUUAGGCCUCAGCUGCAUGCAAUGCAUGCGCUCCGGGCCCCAAGGGCCUCUGCAUGCAAGCCCCAAGGCUGCUGCAGCGCAGCAGCUACGUUGAAGGCACCUGCUGCUGCUCAGCAAAGACGGAGCCACAGCAGCAGCAGCAGCAGCAGCAGCAGCAGCAGCAGCAGCAGCGGGCCCACGCACAUCCUCGACUUGCGUUUUCUGGAGGCGCUGCGCCCCGGCAGCGCCAAAUGGAAGGCAGUUCCUCCUGCUCCAGCAGCAGCAGCAGCAGCAGCAACAGCAGAAGCAGCAGCAGCAGCAGAAGCAGCAGCAGCGCCUGCUGCUGCUGCAGCAGGGCGUGUUGUGCUGCUGGUGCUGAACAGGCCGCUGCCGCCUUACUUUAAGGCGCUGCUGCAGCAAGCCUCUCUUGUCUUAGCAGCAGAUGGUGCUGCUAACCACCUGCGGCACAUUUACGAGCAGCAGCAGCAGCAGCAGCAGCAGCAGCAGCAGCUGCAGCAGCAGCAGCAGCAGGGCGAGCGGGCCGCAGGAGAAGACUGUGGGGCGGGCGUAGCGGCUUCAGGUGUACGUACACUUCAGUGGCCCGCAUGCAUUUGCGGCGAUUUGGAUUCUUUAAAAGAAGAGGUGAAAUAA